Molecule: messenger RNA, 2654 nt
Organism: Branchiostoma floridae (Florida lancelet)
Lineage: Eukaryota; Metazoa; Chordata; Leptocardii; Amphioxiformes; Branchiostomatidae
Product: phosphoribosyl pyrophosphate synthase-associated protein 2-like
Exons: 12
Coding region: 150-1307 (385 amino acids)
Biological process (GO): purine nucleotide biosynthetic process; 5-phosphoribose 1-diphosphate biosynthetic process
Cellular component (GO): ribose phosphate diphosphokinase complex; cytoplasm
Molecular function (GO): magnesium ion binding; ribose phosphate diphosphokinase activity
Source: RefSeq, a predicted model, not a curated record
GGAAAUAUUACACAACCAGCACUUCACAGGGUAGAUGGUCAAGGGAGUUCGCGCCAUAACGUGCUGCGUCAAUUUUCCCUCCUCUUUCCUUCUUUCUUUCGUUUCUGUUCAAUUCCCAUUUUCUUUCUAGUUGUGCCUGGGCACCUGGGAUGCCCAGGAACCCAUCUCACGCAAUGAACAUUGCAUCGAAGACCGGGUUACUUUUAUUUACGGGGAAUUCCCACCCCGACUUGGCGAGACUUGUGGCGAGCCGUCUUGGAUUGGAGCUUGCACCCUGUUCGGUGAGAAAUGACGAGAAUGCAGAAACAAAAGUAGAUAUAGAUUGUUCAGUCAGAGGGCAAGAUGUCUUCAUCAUUCAGACUGGAAGCAAGGAGGUUAACACCAGUAUUAUGGAGCUGUUGAUUAUGAUGUAUGCAUGUAAGACGUCCUGUGCAGAGAGUAUCGUAGCUGUUAUCCCGUACCUGCCGUACAGCAAACAGAGUAAGAUGAGAAAAAGAGGAUCCAUCCCUGCCAAACUACUUGCCAGUCUCUUGUGUAAAGCAGGCAUGACACACCUAAUCACAAUGGACCUCCAUGCCAAGGAAAUCCAGGGUUUCUUUGAUGUCCCUGUGGACAACUUGAGAGCAUCCCCUUUCCUCUUGCAGUACAUACAGGAGCAGAUCCCAGAUUAUAGAAAUGCAGUGAUAGUUGCUAAGAACCCAGGAUCUGCAAGAAGAGCACAGUCGCUUGCCGAGAGGCUGCGGCUGGGGCUGGCGGUCAUCCACGGCGAAACCAAAGAGGCAGAGUCUGAUGCGAUCGAUGGGCGCCACUCGCCUCCGCCGGUCGUCGCUCAGAAUACUGGGUUAGAAUGGCCUAACUCCCCAGGAAGUAGUCCUUGCGCUCGGGACGGUGGACGCUAUUGGUCAGCCGACUUUGGAAUCGGAGUCCCAAUGCUGACGGCCAAGGAGAAACCUCCCAUCAACGUUGUAGGGGAUGUAGGGGGCCGCAUAGCCAUCAUUGUGGAUGACAUCAUUGACGAUGUGGAGACCUUUGUUGCUUGUGCAUCCAUGUUGAAAGACAGAGGUGCAUACAAGAUCUACGCCAUGGCGACCCACGGUCUGCUGUCAUCAGACGCCCCCAGAUUGCUGGAGGAAUCUACCAUUGACGAGAUUGUGGUGACCAACUCGGUGUCACAUGAGGUGCAGAAGCUGCAGUGCCACAAGAUCAAGACAGUGGACAUAAGUGUGCUGAUCUCCGAGGCCAUCCGACGUAUCCACAACCAAGAGUCCAUGUCCUACCUGUUUAGAAACAUAACCAUGGAGGACUAGAGUAUAUAGGGCUAUAGAUUUGUUUAGGGUUAGGAGAGGGGUUUGAAUUUUGAGUGAUAUUGACUUUUGUCUUGCUGUUGACCUAACUUGCACAGAUAGUGUGAUUUAACACUUGGUUUGUUGUGGAAUUUCUGAAAACCAGGAAAAUGCUAUCAGGAGAUGAACUUAUGCAUGUGUUAACUUUCUCCAAUAUACAUACACUACCUAAAAGUAAAAAUUACUGUACAAUGCAAGGGGCCAGUCCUUGGCCUAAGCACUUAGGCAGACAGGCAAUUGAAAGACAGUUUGUAAACUUACGAAAAUCAAAUACCCCAGUAUAUGCAUGCUAGAUAUUAGAUUCAGAGUAGUACUUUAUCCAAGGAAAAGAAACUCUUGAAGGUUGCUGAGACAUAUUGAAAGUUAUACUGAGUCAUCCAUGAACAUUUAAAAGAAGCACUUGUUGUCAACUUUGGUUAGAAUGUUCUAGAAUGAAGUAACAUAGGAUGCUGCUACCUAGAGUCAUGAAAGACAAAAUUUUAGUGCAAGGUUUUCACACAGUUUUGUUUUGAACAGUUUAUUGUUACAAAGAGAGUACAGGUUGUUAUGUACAGUACCGAAUAUUUUUUUCAACCAUGCUUUAUCUGUAUGUAUUAUUAUGCGAAUGUUUCAGGAAAUAGUGUACAUGUAUGUUAGGUCCUCACAAGUUCAAGGACUGACAAUGAGAGUUUAAAACAGAUGUCUAUGGUGUAAAGGUAUGUACAUGUUCCAAUAUGUAACAGAGGAAGGAAAAAUGUUGGCUAACCAGAGAUUAUUGUAAGGUUACACAGCUAAUAGUAGUCUGUAUUCUGAGAGCUUUAAGAAAUGGUGCUUUGGAAGCAGUCGAUUCAAUCUGUCUGAAAAUAGUAGACGUUUGAAGAAAAUGUUUCAAGAAAAUACGAUGAACAUUUGAAAUUUGUGCUUGGAAAGUAAAGACACCGGUUAAAUGGAAUACAGCAACCUGUGAUGAUGUUGCUGACUGGUUUUAUGAUUGGUGAAUAUAGGAUGUGGUUUGGAUGACUGAUUUGAUUUUCCAAAUUGCUCUCCCUGGAGUUGCAGACAUUUUAUAUCAAGAAUAUUCCAUUUCUACAGUACAAAGCUCUUGCAAUGCAGACCACAAUUGUUGGGUUACUCUAUGGUCCCCAGGACUGGUGCACAGCCCCAAAUCUGUAUGUUCCUGUAUAUCUAUCCAACAAGCUUAAACCAUGUCAGACGAAAAGUAGACAACGUUCUUUCAUGGAAAUUUUGUGAUUCAAUCUGUAGCUUCUGCAUUGACCUGACGUGAUUGACCUGCAGCUUCCUGCGAGGCAAAUUAAACGUGUGAUGAAUUCA